This is a messenger RNA of Astyanax mexicanus (Mexican tetra), 6092 nucleotides long. RefSeq names its product UDP-Gal:betaGlcNAc beta 1,4- galactosyltransferase, polypeptide 3 (gene b4galt3). Gene Ontology annotation, biological process: galactosylceramide biosynthetic process; carbohydrate metabolic process. The record is from RefSeq and is a predicted model, not a curated record. NCBI's taxonomy places the organism in Eukaryota, Metazoa, Chordata, Actinopteri, Characiformes, Acestrorhamphidae. The coding region runs from base 1036 to 2289 and encodes 417 amino acids. Gene Ontology annotation, molecular function: glycosyltransferase activity. The transcript is spliced from 8 exons.
CAAUAUUCUUCCAACGUCAAAGAGACCUUUAGUAAUACCUCCUGGGUAGUUAAUGAGUCAAGUUUUCUAAUUUAUCUAUUAGAUGACAUAGCCCAAUAAAGAGCAAACUGAGAGUAGAAAGCUGUUAAAAAGCCGUACAAUGUUUUUCCCAACCACUAGCUGCUGCUUGUUUACACCUAUUUUGUAGCCUAAAUCCUUCAGCACACAGUCAGCAGUGCUUUUCAUUUUUUGGGUUGAGGGAUUAAGACUGACUGACUCUUUAGCUCUUUAGCACUCGGACGGAGUUUGAGACCCUUUCAGUGCAGAUAAACCCACCAGCAGGACCUUGUAGCGCUGUAGCAGAACAGCACACCCCGCUGUAUCGCUCUGUUUGCGGCGCUGGUCGUGUUUCAGCUCUCUCGCUGUUUCUGCACCGGCCGGUUGUUUCUAUAGCGCGCCCCGCCUCUCCAUCAUGGCCGCCAGCGCGAGCCGGAGCAGAGCGCCGGAUGCGCGCGCCCCGUGAGAGCGCGAGCGAGAUGGAGGCGCGUGUGGACGAGCGCGUUCGCCUUUCCGCUCGCUCCCAGCCCGACAUGGCGGAAUGACCGCUGGAAACGCCGGAAUCACAGGCUUCAUCCUCCAGCCGAGGCCCGACCGAGCAGCAGCGGAGCCUGGGGAUGGAUUUCAGACCGCGCUGUGAGAGAGAGACUGAGGGCUAAAGAGUGUUCUGUUGUGUGAAACAGGAAGAAGAGUGUGAACAAUGUGAUUUGUGUGGCCUCUAUUCCAGUGAAAAGCACAGUGGCCUGUGACCUGACAUGACCAUGCCACCCUUAUACCCCAGCACACAACUGCCUUUUUAUGUAACGCUAUAGAUGUUCCAUUCAAAGCUAGCUUUACCAUUCCUCAUCACCCCUUUCCUUUCUCCUCCACCUCUCUUCCUUCCCACUCUCUCAUCCUCAUGCUUGUGACUCUACUGCCUUCUUUGCCUCACUCUACCUCUCCACCAUUCACCUGUUCCACCUGCACUCCUGACACUUCUCCUCUGCACCCAGUGCCAUAAUGGUGUGUUGUGGUCGAGCGCUGGACUCUCCCUGUACUCUGGCUCUGUUGGUGGGCUUCCAGUUUGCGUUUGUGCUCUAUUUCUCUCUGGGAGGUUUCCGUGGCCUCGUCUCUGUACUGGUCCACUCAUCAGAGCCUGAGUUUGAUUACUCUCGGCCUCAUGACGUCUACACCAACCUUAGCCAGCUCAGUGCCCUCUUGCCUCCUCAUCCAGACCCCACUGGAGCGAACAUGCAGCUCAGAGAAUGCCUGUUGCCCUCUCCACUUCUGGUGGGACCUGUAUCUGUGCGCUUGUCCUCUCCCCCCUCCCUGGAGGAGAUAAAAGAGAGGAACCCUCUGGUGAUGCCAGGAGGCCAUUACCGCCCACCUGACUGUGAGCCGAGGCACCAUACGGCCAUCGUGGUCCCCUACCGAAACAGGCAGAGCCAUCUAAGAGCACUCCUCUACCAUCUGCAUCCCUUCCUGCAGAGACAGCAGAUACACUACAGCAUCUACAUUGUACACCAGUCAGGGAACGCAACAUUUAAUCGUGCUAAGCUACUGAAUGUGGGGGUGCGCGAGGCUCUCAAGGAAGACUCCUGGAGUUGCAUCUUCCUACAUGAUGUUGACCUGCUUCCUGAAAAUGAUCACAACACCUACACCUGCCACCCUCAGUACCCGACCCACCUCUCUGUGGCCAUGGACAAGUUCAGAUACAGACUGCCAUACCCACAGUACUUUGGAGGGGUGUCUGCUGUCACUCCAGAUCAGUACCUCAAAAUGAACGGCUUCCCGAACCAGUACUGGGGCUGGGGAGGAGAGGACGAUGACAUUGCAACUAGGGUUCGUCUCUCUGGGAUGAAGAUAGUGCGCCCCCCAGUGGCCAUUGGCCAUUAUAAGAUGAUUAAGCAUAAAGGGGACCAGGGUAAUGAGCAGAACCCCAGAAGGUUUGACCUGUUGAAGCGGACCAGGUUAAACUGGAGAUCAGAUGGUCUCAGCUCUCUGACCUAUGAGCUUCUGUCCAAAGAGCUGGAGCCGCUGUACACCAACCUCUCUGUUAACAUCGGAGAAGACCCUCACCCUCCCCCAAAAAAGGCUGAGCAUCACAGAAAGGCCUCUCACCCAACAGCCAAACCCAAUGUCAAGAGCAGUGAGUUGGGAAAAGUGGGUGUUCUCUCCCCUCGAACAAACAAACUGGAGCAGGCCCACCUGAAAUUAGCCAACAGGAGCUCAGAGGUUGCGCAAAAAGCUGCUGUAAAACAGGAAGUUGGUUGAAGUCAAACACGCAGUCCAAAAAAACUACUGGCACAAGUACCACACGGCCAUUUCUUGAAUAGAUGGUGGACUUAUAACAUGCAGGUUUGCUUCGUUUUCUGUUUUUAAAAUCAUGGAGCUUUGCAAUGAGGCUUGCAGGUAAGCUAAGUCAUUCCACUGAAGGCCCACCAACGGAGGGGGCGUUUAACCUUAAUUUCUCUCUGAAGGACACUGAUUUUUCGACACUGGCAUGGUGACAGUGGCGCAGACCUGCUGAGGAUUUGAGAGUGAGCCAAGCUUUUUGGAAAUAUUUCUGGAAGUGGCCUGUUUGUGUGCAGUUAUAGUGCUAUAGAAACACUUGCACCAGUGCUAGUCCCUGUGUGCUCGUUCAGCCAGCCUGCUGUCAGCUGCUAAUCUUCACCCCACUGUGUGGGUUCGUCUCUGUGCCUUCUAUUCGCUCAAGGACCAGUCUUUAUCAGCGUCUUACUACAUAUGUUCUGGAAUCCCAAGACAAACUCAUUAGUUAGCACUGGUGUAUCAGAGUAAUACUAGAGCUUAAUUUCUGAUCCUCUUACUUCUUCUCAUCAGCACAAAAUGCUUUGUGAUCUUGUGCUUGAGCAGACUGCUAUCACUGUGGACCUGUUUUCGGUCUUGCUCGACAAAUAUUCGGUUUAUCAUGUUUUCAAAGGUUUGUGUUCUUGUUUUACAGCUAGCACCGACUCGGUUUUCCUUUGAGCUGCUCAAAUCACUAUUUAUAUUUUUGGUAUGGAGUCUAAUAGGGUAUACUUGAUUGAGUAUGGUAAUUGUAUGGUGCCUCUGUUGGUUUUAGUGUUGGUUAGACAAUCGGUGGGAUAAGCAAGCAAGCUAGUUGACAAAUCAUACAUCAAGUAGUCUAGGGUCACAGUCAGUUUUAUCAUUAUAAUUAAACACAUUUGAAUGGGUUAUUUUAGGUUCAUUAUUUGUAAAUGUUCUAAUAAUAUAGCUAUUAGGUCUUUUAAAGUCUUGAAUUCAUCAGCAUUAAGUGGACUAUUUUCAUGGUAAGUUUGGUCAUGGGAAACUGUUGCUAUAUUGCUAUAAUGCUAAGUAGUUCUGGGCCUUCGUGCAUCAGCUGUAUUAAUUCUACAAGACUGCCUCCAGUGAACGUUUGCCAUCCGCCAAACAUGCAGAUCAUUUCAUAUUAGUGAAAUAUUGCAGGACUUAAAAUUCUGUCUAAUUACUUACCACAUACAAUUUUGUAUCACUGCUUACUGGAUGUGAUAUGUAGUCAAGUUGUUUUCUUCACUACAGGUACAUUCCAUUCUUAUUUAUGUAAGAAUGAACAAUAUAUAUAUUUUACUCCCCUAAAGACCUGCCAACAGUGAACAUCAUGCUGUAUAUGUGAUUGGUGUUUGGAAUGCUUCUGUUUGUCACCUAGGGUUGUGUUUCUCAAACUAUCUCUCAGGAACCACCUGCUCUAUCUUCAUUAGGGACCUAUAGUGUGGUAAUUGAGCAGUGCAGUGUAAAUGCUGUAUGUGUUUUCACCAUACACCGUAUGUAACAGUGAACGCUCUGCUAGCUGGCUGCAGUGCAACCUUUAACAAUCCCCCUCCAAUCCCGUAUGUCGUUGCUGUCCAAGCUGAAAAACAAGUACCAGUAUCUCCAAAACAGCAAUUUUACAGGAGAGAGAAAAACCUUCUAAACUUUAAAUGGAAGUCAAUGUAAAAAGAGUUAAUUUCAGGUCAUUUUGAAGUAUUUCUAUUGGUCUGUUCAUCAAGAAAUGUUGACACAGUGUAAGCGAGGUUUUUUUUUUUUUUCUUUUUUUCAAAUUAAUCGACAAAAAUGGACAUACUUGUUUUUCAUUGGACAGCAACAAUAUGUUAUUGGAACAGAAAAGAAAAUAUUCAAUUACACAUUAUGUCAUUUUACUUGUGUUUAUUUCUUUUGUGUUCUGUCAGUCCCCCCCAAUCUCUUUGCAAAUAAUACAAAUUCUAUGCGUUUUGGUGAUAGUUAAAGGUGAAGAUGAAGUGAUUGCCAGCUGUUGGCAAAUUGUUAGACAGAAAAUACUAAAUGUAUUAAGCCAUUAUUGUUUGGUAAUCGUGUUUUCCAAUUUUUGAUCUCGACAGACAGACAUACGGCUUCAAGUAUGGGAUAGGUUUAGGUUGUCACACUGCCUCAAUUUUUCUCUAUGGUGCAAGCACAAACAAGAUGGCAGCUUGCUUUUUGGCCAUCUCUUGGCUUUAAAACGCCACAAUGGGGAGCAACACGGAAGAACUGUCCACUCUUCUAUAUAAAGUCUAUGGUUUCCCUGCACACACAACCAAAAACAGUUACAUGCCACACUUUUCCAUUUUACUCUGUUUUCAGUUGUUUCUAAUCCAAAUUUGAGUAUCAAUGAGAGACAUUGGUGAGAAUAGUAAAAGAUAAAGAAUAAAGAGAGAUAAAAUAGUAUUAUGAAUCACACUCUACAUGUUGCAGCAAAUGAGAGAGAGGAGGAGAACAGUUGCCGUGUGGGAUGCCACUUGAAGUGAUUGAUUAUACCAUCUAUGCUCCAAGCAACUACGUGCACUAAACCAAGGUGGUUUGGUACUUGCCAUUACAGCCAUAAUCUCUGUUUUUUGGUCCCUGAGAGCUGGUUUGAGAACCACUGAUCUAGGGCAUGAAAGACGUUGUUGAUUACUUGUUGUGUUCACUAAUAUCACAAAUGAUUGUUUGAAUGUAUUUAAUUCCACUAUGUCUAAAGCGUUUUUCUCUUUCUGGAAGUGUAUCUAUUUUUUUUUUAUUCUUUUGCUGAUUGUGCACUGCCUACUCUUAAAUCAGGGGAACGGCAGUGUAAAGACCUGCAAAUAUGUUUAACUUGCUGUUCAUCAAGCCUCAAACAGUUUUCCUUAAUGCCUUUACAGUCAAAAUAAUAAAUAGUUAGACACAAGGAUCAUGAAGCUGAUAUUUAUUCACAGUAGUCAUUUGGACAUGCUAAGGUACCAUAAAAAAAAACAGUAGUAUGAAUUAUAUACAUAUAUCUUGGCUUGCUAACUUGUAUCUAAGGGACGUGUUUCCUGAUAACAUAUUUGCAAGGUCCUAAUAUAUUUACUGAAUACAGUAGUUUUGUAUGAGAUAUUUAGUAAUGGUGAUAAUCUACUUUAAAACCUAUGGAUAGUAUUUUAGUAUGUUUCAUUUCCAGUUUUUGACUUGACGCCGGUAACAUAAAGGUGUAGUAACAAUUUUGUAGUUUAUAGAGAUUCUGUUUUAUUUAUUAAUUUAUUUUUACAUUUUCACAUAUCUAACUGCAGUGUAUGAAUUCAUGUUCUCUGAAGUAAACUGCUGUGCUCUAUAGGUAAAUUCACACAAACCUUAAUAAUGGGUUUAAAUUGUCAGUCCUAAUUGACUCUUAGUUUGCAGUGAAGCCUCAUGAUUAGUAUCGUAGUUUCUCAUAAGUUAGAACUGAAAGUGACUGCUGCUGUAUAGUAGAGAGCAAAUUUCUCGUUUCUAGAUCACUAGAACACACUCCAGACAACACACAUCAUGGUGUGAAGUAACUGCUUGACUGUACUCUCAGUAACAGACAGCUGAAUUGAAAUCCGUACUUUAUCAAGGGUCCUUGAAUGUGGAUGCUAAGCCUGUGAGCUUGUGACUGACUUACAAGAACUGUCAGCACACCUCCAGUUCCCAGGAGCUACUGUGUCUGCUGGUAGCAUUACAAAGUGACUCAUUUUGCUUCCAAGCACUAAAAACGAUUUACCGAAGACUAGUGAAACCAGCUGAUGCUCUGUUCCUGAGAGACUACAGGCGUGCUAGUGCUUUAUGUAAAACAGUUCCAUUCAGCAGAUAAAUAAAGGAAGUUGAAAGGA